Molecule: messenger RNA, 8692 nt
Organism: Musca domestica (house fly)
Lineage: Eukaryota; Metazoa; Arthropoda; Insecta; Diptera; Muscidae
Gene: jvl
Product: serine-rich adhesin for platelets
Exons: 8
Coding region: 1013-5932 (1639 amino acids)
Source: RefSeq, a predicted model, not a curated record
UUAACAACAUCGACUGGGUGUUUCGGUAUUGCAAAUUGAAAGUUAUAAAUAUAUUAAAAAAUCCGAAAAAGAGACUCAUCGAAGUACGUUUUCUCCAUAAUGAAAGAUUAAUAUGAAUAUUUUUAAGUUACUAAAUGCAAAUGUCAGCAUCUCAAGAAUCGUAAAUGUGUAUAAUUUACAAUGUGUUGAUGACAAGUUACAUGUAUUUCGUUCGAAUUAAGUGAAGCAUAAAACAUGGUUUUCAUUGCAUUAAAUGUGUUUUAAAAUAGUAAAUAAUCCCAUUAUUUUGUUGUUAUGACAAUUCGACUCCAGUAAUUGUUAAAAAACCGAAAAAUAUUACAUUCGGAAGCUGUCAAUUUGUGCAAAAACCCUCCAGUCGUUGUACCCUUCCUCCCGUAAAGCAGUCAUUUUCGUUGGUUAAUUUGCUUUGUUUGUUCUUUCGCCUUUGCAAUUUUCGUCGUUCAGUUCAAUUUGUUGUUGUGCCUUGGUCGAAAAAGAAGAAGAGUUGGAGUCUUUUUUGUCUUUCGAACCCAGUAGUGGCUUCUCGUAUAGCAAGAAGUUUUGUGAAGGAAUAAAUUUGCAAUAGACAAAAUCUAGAGUUGACAGUGAAGGCGAGUGAAAAGUGCAAAGAAGAAUUGUGGAUAAAAGAAACUAAAUUAAAAAGAAGCUCAAGGUGGUUAAACAAAUACCAAUGUUUUUAUGACGCAUGUGAGUACCACAACAUGCCACAACAACAAAAGCGGCAACAGAAGCAGCAGCAUACCGUCCAACAACAACAAUUACAAUUGCCAUUCAAUAACAAAAGCAAUACGAAAUCUCCCCAAAAUCUGCAAGUACCCAACAAAUUAGGCUCCGGGGCCGUUUCGGUUUUAUAGUGACUCCCUUUGUUUGCUUAGUAUAUUCGCAUUUGUUUUCCGUUCGAUUUGUUUGUGUCCUGGUGAUUUUGGAACGCGUCUACAUAAACUUUUCCCUUGCUACCGCUGGCGAAAAGCGGUUGUUGGCGUGAGUUUCUAUGGCAACGUUCGCAGACUACGAUGCUCAUGGAGAGGAAGGUGGAGAUGACAACUCAAGUGUUACCAUAUGCCCAGAUGUCGAUGGGGAUGCCGUCGUUGAGAGCCACAGCAGCCUCCGUCAUGUUAGUCACAAUGGAAUACAAACGAACGCCUCCACCACCAUUGCAAUCAUCAAAAACAGUUCUGAGACAACACAGAAAUUGGUUUGUAAAUCAAAAACUUCGCCUCCUCCUCAUCAUAACGGUUCUGAAGCUGCAAAGCAACAUCAUAAUAGCAACAAUGAAGACCCAGACUUAGAUGAUGUAGAUGGUGCAACGGCUCUUGGUGAGGAUAUGGGGGAGGAGGCCAGGGAAAGUGGAGAAGAAAUCAGAAGGUGCGGCUCGACUAGAUGUGAUGUGAAUAAUGUGGGCUUAAAUGCAUCUGCCACAAACUUGGAUUUUUCGGAGACGGCACUCCACCAACAACAAUUGCCAGAGCAUCGACAACCGGAAGCAUUGCCAAACAACAUCUCCGACACUACCAUCACCAACACCACUACCACAUCCAUAUCCACUGCUAUUGGAACGUCACCCUCGAAUGCCAAGAAUUUGUUAUUGUGUCGCCGAUUUAAGGAUUCGGGUGAUACGUUGCGCAACUUUACCUCAUUGCCACUAUUCAUUUAUGCCACUUCACCAUCAACACAUGCCACCUCAGCCGAUGGUGUAGGUGUUGCCCAAGUGGCCGUUAAAGCAGCCGAAGAAGCCGCUGCAGCUGCAAAUAAGAAAAAGAAUGAAUCCCAUAACUUGGGCCAGCGUGGUAAAAACAACAACAACAUUAACUACAAUAACAAUUCUACGCACAAUACCAUCCCUAAAGGCGGUGUAACAUCAGCAGGUGGCACUGUACAAGGUGUCAUGGACUGUAUGCCUUUAAGUGUGGGCGUGGGUACACACCAUCCACACUUGAUGGCCUCCAGCAAUACAGUGAAUGUAACUGUAGCAUCACCCACCGCCAUUGUUGCGGCUGCCUAUCCACAUCAUCAUCACAUGAACCUCAAUCAUCAUCAUUUACUGGGUAAUCACCCGUUGCCCUACUCCAGUGGCUAUGGCGGCCUUACCAAUCACCACCACCACUCAAGUUCAGGUCCAGCAGUGGCAACAAACAGUCAUCACCAUCACCACCAGCAUCAUAUCCACAGUGAACAGACAAAAUCGUUGCAGGAAUUGCAACAUGAAGUUGGAGCACUAUUGGAAUUCCGUGAUCUAGUUAUAGAAACCUUUCCCGAUCUCAAACAUAAAAUGGCCUCAAUAUCAUCGGCAGCGUCGAAUGUCUCCUCGACGGCAUGCGGCGGUGGCGGGGGUAGUGGUGGCAACCAAUCGGGUAGCGUAAGUGGUUCAGCAUCGACGACCACGCUUACAAGUGGCUGUACAUUAGUCUCGCGCCGAGAAUGGGAACCCGGCAUUCGGGUGAAGAGAAAAGUCUCUCAAAAGGAAACAAACCAUCCCUCCGCAACAGACUUGACUUCAUCUUCACUGACCAGGAGUCGCAGUAAUUCGCAUAGCGGGAAAAAAGAGCCAAAGAAUAGUUCAGGUGGCGUUGUGGGUAGCAGCAGUGCUGCCAGUGGGGAAAACAAUAAUGGCAGUGUAGUCCAAGAUUCAGGAUUCUCAACAGAGACUAGUUCUUCAAAAGAGGGCCACAGUGCUUCCUCAACAAAUGGUGCUUUGACGGGCACCAUUGCUUCAAAUCGUUUGUCUUGUCCCGAAUCAGAUGAUGAACUUUUAAAUUUACUAGAUGUCAUACAUCGCAAAUCAACGCGCUUACGCGAAGAAGUUGAACAUUUGCAAAACUAUGAACGCCAACAUCUGAGAUCGAAUGCCAGAUCAGAAGAUCAUACGGAUGACACAGCAGCUGGCCCAACAGAAGGUGCCACCGGCGGCGUAUCCAAGUCCAGCAGCAGUAGUGCCAAUACAGCUUUAACACCAAAAACCUUCCGCGAACAUGUAGAACGCCUAAAUAGGGAGGACAUACUGCAGUUGCGCAGGGAACGUGAUCGUCUGCUGGAUAAAUUGGCCGAAAUGGAGGCCGAGACCUUGACGGGCCGCAUCAAGGCAACCAAAAUGAGUGAGCAAGUAGAGGAACUAAUUAAAGUGAAGAAGGAUUUGGAGGAGCAGUUAAAGCUGGCCAUGGCACAAAGGUUAGAGUUAAACUCUAGGGUGCAACAGCUACAGCAACAACAGCAGCAACAAAGUAAAAGUUCCAACAGUCAAUCGGACUAUUCCAGCCCAAGAACUUUCCUCUCCUCUUCGGCUACGACGGUCUUGUCAACCGUCAGUGCAACAUCGUCCAGACAAAAUACAUUCCAACCCGUGGUCGUGGAGCAACAGCAUACAAAUUCUUCGUCUAACGAACCGAUUGCAUUCCAUCAAAGCCCUGGCAGUGAUAAUAACAAACACAACAACCAACAGUCGACAUCGUCACAGCAAACAUUUGCUGUGGACCAGUUGGGACGCCUAGAUGGCAUUGUUAGUUCACCGGGAGAAAUAAAGUGUCGUUCAACCGAUUCGAAGCGAUUUGCUGCUAUACUCCUGGAGACAAGUGUUAUAGAAUUACAAAGACAUUUAUUAACAUUGACUGUUAAAAAUCAGAUAUUAAUGCAAAAACUGGAGGCUGCCUCAAAAGCAAAAUGUCAUUUAGUCAAACGUUUAGACAAAUCCAAAGAUGAUGUAGAGGAUUUAAGGUUUCAGCUCGAAGAGAAGAGCAUAGAACUGGAAGGAACUAAGGCGCAAUUACGUGUCUUAGAGUCUAGACUGCAUUCGAUUACACCCAGCAGCGGUGCUGCCACCAAUUCCUAUUUACACUCGCAAAACGAUUAUGAAACAAAUCGUUCAUCGGCCUCCACUACCCUAAUGCUGAGUAGGCGUGGUGGCAGUGGUCUCGCCAUGGAGUCUCCAAGUGAUAUUCGCUCGUCAACACCAACACAACAGCAUAAUGGACAAAUGCCGCAGCCUAUUACAACGCAAAUAUCUACACCCAGCAUGAAGGCAAUGACACAUUUGCCCAUGGACGAUAUGCAGCAUCACAGUAGUAGCACAGAGUCAGCUCAUGAACAUGAUUCGCAACAUCCACAGAAACAAAAUGAUGUGAUGAGCAGCAGCAAAAUGGCGGCAAGUAAAAUAGACAACGGUCGUGAAAUGCGUCAAAUCUUAAUGAGUACCAGUGUGGGUGGGGUCAGUCCAUUCGAACAACAGCUACAACAGCAACAUGUGACGGCCAUAAGGAAUCAAGUACAAGCUCUAAAGAAGUUCAGUGGGGUUACCGCUACAAAACCAAGUAAAAUACCAUUGCCUGGUAGUAAGGCGGCAGCCUAUUUUGCGGGGAAACCUCCAUCUGGUAGACCUUCAACCGCUGGUCGUUCACCGCCAUCUGCCAAUUCAUCAGGUUCAUCGCAAAGUCGUUCGCCUUUAAGCCGUAGCACUGGAAAUCUCUUGUAUUCCAAAUCGCCCAAUAGCUUAAAGCGAGCAGAUUCAGCACAAAGUAUACGUAAGGAUGUGUCGUCAUCUUUUAGCACGAACACAAGUCGCUCGUCCACCUCGUCUUCUAUACCAUUGGCUACGACACCAUAUGGUUCAGCUUCCAAAUCAUAUGGAGGUGGUUCAACGGCGACAACAACAGGAAAUAAUAAUACAACUACUUUAAAUAGUCCGUCCUCAAGAAUUUUACAAAAUUCACCACUACCCAAACCAAAAAGAGAAUCACUAUCAACAAAAGUCAGACAUAUGGAUUCUCUGUCGCGUGCUCAUAACCACAGCCAUCAGCAUCAACAACAUCAGUCUCACAAUUAUUCCAACGGUAGUAAUACUAGUGAUAAUACUCCCACAACAACGGUGGCCACAUCACCAGCACCAACGGGUAGCUAUUUAGUUAGCAGUACGCCCAAACCCUCAUCGAUAGCAGCUCAGUUAACCACCUCGUUACGCAAAGACUUGCAAUUGAGUACGAGUAAUUUUUCUGCUAAUCAAGCCCCUCCACCCUUCCAGAGGAGAGCUACAGGCGGAGGACUUAGCAGCAGCAACAACAGCAAUCCUGUGGCCACACGACGUUUUAGCAGCGCCUCUGUAAUGGGAGCCCGUGCCGCUCGUCAAGCCGAAAAUGAUUUACACCAUAGCAAUAUAAGUGGAAACAGUGUUGCUGGCGUAACAUCAAAUUCUUCGUCCUCCCAUGGCAGCGGCGGCAUUGGUGGUGGUAAUGGCGGCACUGCCAGUGAUAGCGAUAGUGGCAAGAAUUUUUCAUUUGACAAAAAUUAUGGUUAUAUAAAGGAACUCAAAUCGGCAUUGAAUCAAUAUUUUGAAGAGGAUCUGGUAAAUGACGCGACGACUAUAGCUGUAACUGCUGCGACAGAACCUGUGACAUCUGUACCAAAGAAAACGGUGCAACGUUCAAUGUCUAAUAAGGUUACAUUGAGUCAAUAUUUUGAACGAGAACUAUUAGAGGAAACAUCGGCAUCGGAAAGAAAUCGCAAUGACUCAAUUUUAAUGUACCAGGGUGAUGAUGAUGAUGUUCCAGUCUCAUUGGAAAACGAAGAGGAAAUUGACAUUUACACAUCAUAUGCCUCAUACAUGAGCUCUUCGGAUCCAGGCAGUGAUAAUAUUUUGGUGACCAUUGAUUAUGGUUCCAUGGAUAUGGAAGAUGAGUUAUCUAUCGAUAGCCUGGGCAUUGUGGAAGAGGAGCCAGAGGAAAGUCUGAAGAAAAUGGAUUAUUUACAAGUGCCAAGCCAGAAUGUACAUAUGUCCAAAAUCAAAAAAGAAAGAAGUAAAGAAUCUCUACUAAAAUCUUCGGAAUCAUUGCUGCGACGUGUCCUAAAUCCUUUUCAAGUUCAUCAUGUCCAACACACGGACACCGCAACAAAUAGUGCCAUAUCAUCUAUGAAUUCACUGCCGUGAGUACAAUGUCGAUACAUCCGGUGAUUACGGAUCGUGGCAACAACAACCAGAAUCAGAAUAUAGCGGUACGGGUACACCACGUGAAUACCGCUAUGAAGAUCUAAUUAAAGAUGAGCGCAUUAAUGAUGGCAACAAUUAUUGUGAUGAUGACGAUGGUGAUAAUGUUGGGGAUAUUGGAGGUGAUAUCAUAAUAAAUCGUGUUGAGGAGGACGAUGAUGUUGAUGAUUUGGUGGAUUUCAGCUAUGAUGUUGCCCUAUCGGCUCGCUGGUCCAGCGACUCUGUUAAUCGUUACUAUAGAAGUGUUGAUUAUUUGAAUUAAUUUUUAGAAGUAUAUUUUAUUUUCUAUAUAAGAAUUUGUAACAUAAACUCAAACAUUGUAAACUAUACAUUUUUAUUUUUCUUUUUUUGUAAUUCUGUAAUUAUGUUUGUUAAGAAGUGUAAAUCGUAAUUUUUUGUAUCCAAUUGUCUUCUAUGAAUUUGUUUCAAGAACUAAUUACAAUUUCUUAAUAUAUAUUUUCCAUUUCUAUACAUGUGUGUUUUGCUGUUAGAUUUUAUUGUGAUCGCAAUGUUGAAUCUACCAUGUUUACUAGAGAAAUAAUUUGUUUAAAUGUAUUUCCAUAUUUUGCUCAAAUCUUCUUAUAAACAAUAACUUGAUGAUACAUCUCAGAUAUUUCAGAUAUCUUAUUGUUUAUUGUUAAGAAAAAACGUAUGUUCUCGGAAAAAAUCUCCAUUUAACAAUACAUGGUUACGUCUUAUACAUCUAAGUGUAGAAGAUAUAUGCAAGUGAUGUACCCGUUUUCUUGUAGAACCAUUGUCAACAUAUAAUUGGUCUUGAUUAUUCAGUAAAAAAAUAAAACAUUAACGGCUUAACCAUGAAUAUUCGCGCGGAAUUCUAUGUGAUUUUAAUUUUUAAUUUGCUCGAAUUUUAAUGAAAGUUUACAUAUGAUAAAUAUCGUUCCGUGGUUUGAAUGAGUUGCGUAAAGAGAGUUUUUUAAAUACGUAACUUCGGGAAUUUUCAACGCCUUUAUGAUAAUAUUGCAUAUGACAGGACAUAAUAUACAAAAACAUUUAAAAAUUAUUUCAUGAUUUCAUUUCAUGCAAAAUAAAGGAACAGUUUUUCAAAAAAUAUACAAAACUCACAGGUCAUUUUAAGUUCAACAUAUUUAAAUAUUUGUAAAAAAAAAUGACAAAUUUAAGAAUUAUUCAAACAAUCGACCAAAUAGAAGAUACAACCAUAAAAUUUGAAAAUCUUGUUAUUGCAUUUUUGGAAAUUUUGCGUCUAAUUCGUUUGCUGUUUGUUGUGAAAACCAUAGACUUUGUCAAAAAUGCUUUGUCAAAACUGCUGAAUACUGUACAGCUAAAUACUGUAAAUAGCAAGUCCAAAAUUGGGCUACUUUGUUCAUUUGGUUAAUGACAUCAAAUACCUUAAAAUUGUUUAUGAUUCUACACAAAACUAGUACACCAUUUGCAUUUGUCCUCUAGUGGUACUCUCUUUUGUAUAAAUUAUUUGUUGCUAACAUCAUUUUUAUUUUUAUAUACUUUAUUUAUAAAUUUACUAAAUUUAAAAAAAAUGAUAUAUUAAUUGAAAAUAAUUAACACUUCUUUGUAUUUCUUUAGGCUCAGGAUAAUUAGAAAAACACAUAUAAUUACACGUAAAAUGUCCUUUUUGUAAAAUAGUAAUUAACAAAACUAGUCUUAAUAGACCAUUUAGAUACUUCAUACCCAAACUCAAACAAAACAGACACAAAAUACACACUUAACCACAAUUCAUUUUGGCUUAAAUUCAAUGACACAAAAAAUGCUUAGAAAAAAAAAAAACUAUCAAAAGAAUAGAAACUCAAUGGAUAAAAAAUUGAGCUUACAUUAAAAUCAAAUUGAAAAGACAAAAAAUAACAUGUAUUUUUAGAACUUCUCAAAUUGUUUUUUAUUCAGUCUCUUUGUAUGUUGAGUCCUUCUUGUCUUGUCCAUAAUGUAUUUGAAUCUAAUACAAAAAGUUGUUAUAGAACCUAAAUUAUAUCCCAUAAUGACGAUUUCUUAAUUAUAUUGAUCUAUAAUUUUAAUGUUUUCUUUGUUCGUUCUAUUGAUAACAGUUUGUAAUUUCAUUUAGCAUUUAAUGCCAUUCUCUGUAAGUAAUGAUAAUUAAUGAAUUAACUAAUAACCACAUUAUUAUUAUUAUUGUUAUUGUAUAAAUUCAAUUAUGUUUUUUUUUUCUAUAAUACAUUAUAUCUUCAUAAUUUUGCUGUAAUUUAAAUUAGCUUUAUAAAGAAAAACCAUUAUGACAACAACAAUGAAACAACUACAUCUACUCCACGAUAAUUAUCUGAUAAUUAAAUAUAUAAGUAGUUUAUUAUUCCUAUUUAGAGUUUUUUAUUAGAAUUUUGUAAUUUUUGGUAGAAAGUCUUUUUUUGUAAAUCAUUGAAUAGUCCUAUAUAAUAUAUAAUUUUUUAUUACUAUUCCUUAUGUCUGCUGUGUUUUUUUUUAACUUUGUCAUCUACUUUAUCUAUUUCCCAAUAUACUGGUAUUAUAUUUUUUAUUAAAUUUGUAUAUAAAUAUUUAAUACACCUGUCUGUGUAUUUAUGUUAAUUUUCGAUAAUUGGUUUACUAUAUUUAAUAAAAAAAAAAAAACAAGAAUACGAAGAAACUGAAUUAAUUAUUAUUACUAUUAUUAAAGAUAGCAAUAGAAAUUAUGUAAUGGAACUCAUUAAUAAACAUUAAAAAAAAAACAAUGAAGAACUAUUAUUGAAAAUUAAAAAAAAAAUA